CAAGUAAAAGAAUUCUUUGUUCCUUUGAAACCUGUAGCCAUUCGAAUCGUCAGAAAUGCAAAUGGCAAUGUUACAGGAUAUGUAUUUAUAGAUUUCCAAUCCGAAGAUGAUCUUGAAAAGGCUUUGAAGCGAGAUAGAGAGUACAUGGGUAGAAGAUACGUUGAACUUUUUAGAAUGGAUAAUACACAAAAAACUAAACCAGUUACAACAGAUAACCAAAAAUGGCUAAAAAGGGAAAAGAAAGCAGGUGAAGUGGAAGAGGAUGUCUCUGAAUCAGGAAGAUUGUUUGUUCGAAAUUUACCAUAUACCUGUGCAGAGGACGAUUUAGAAAAAGUUUUUUCUAAAUAUGGUCCAUUGUCAGAGAUUCAUUUUCCUAUAGACAAUCUAACGAAGACACCAAAAGGAUUUGCCUUCAUUACAUUUAUGAUACCCGAACAUGCAGUGCGGGCCCUUGCUGAAUUAGAUGGUGAUAUAUUUCAGGGCAGGAUGAUGCAUAUUUUGCCAUCGAUGGUAAAAGAGGAGAAAGAUGAAAGUGAUAAUAUCUUAGGUUCCUCUGCAUUCAAGAAAAAUAAAGCCGCUCAAGAAAAGGCCAGAAGUAACAGCUCGCAUAACUGGAACACCUUAUUUGUUGGAAGUAAUGCUGUUGCUGAUGCAAUAGCAGCAAAGUACAAUGCCACCAAAAGCCAAGUGCUAGAUCAUGAAGGAAAAGGCAGUGUUGCAGUCCGUAUGGCGCUCGGUGAAACACAGAUUGUUCAAGAGACCAGGCAAUUCUUAGUUGAUAAUGGAGUUAGCUUGGAUUCAUUCAGUCAGGCUGCUGGACCAAGAAGUAAAACAGUUAUCCUUGUAAAGAAUAUUCCUGCAGACACCCAAGUGGGCGAGUUGGAGAAUCUAUUCAAGAAAUACGGAGACGUUGGGCGGGUUUUGCUUCCACCAGCUGGAGUGAGCGCUAUUGUGGAGUUCCUUGAGCCUACAGAGGCUAAACAGGCUUUUACAAAACUUGCCUAUUCUAAGUUCCAGCAUGUUCCUCUUUAUCUGGAAUGGGCCCCGAUGGAUGUGUUCUCUACUCCAGUCGCAGAAAAGAAGCAAAGUGAUAAAGAUGAUCAAGAUGUACCGGCAACAAAUGAAAAUGAUUCAUGUGAGGAAGAGGAUGAAUGUAUUCCAGGAUGCACAUUAUUUGUAAAAAAUCUAAAUUUUUCAACAGCUGAAGAAUCUUUGAAGAAGGCAUUUAGCAAAUGUGGAUCAUUGAAAAGUUGCAGUAUUUCAAAAAAGAAGAGCAGGACAGGUACCCUUUUGUCAAUGGGAUAUGGCUUUGUGGAAUACACAAAACCAGAAUAUGCCAACAAAGCUCUAAAACUGCUACAGCACACCAUGUUGGAUGAUCACCAACUGGAGUUGAAGCUAUCGGACAGAGUUACAAAGUCUGUGAACCCAGCAAGAAAGCUCCAAAAAGCAAAGGAUCAGAAGGCCUCCAAAAUUCUGAUUCGAAAUAUUCCUUUCCAGGCCAAAGUAAAAGAAAUACGGGAACUUUUCAGUACUUUUGGAGAAAUAAAGAGUGUCCGAUUGCCUAAGAAAAUGGGAGGAACUGGCACACACAGGGGCUUUGGAUUUGUUGAGUUUCUCACUAAACAAGAAGCAAAGAAAGCCUUCAAUGCUCUUUGCCAUAGUACUCACUUGUAUGGUCGACGUUUAGUACUGGAAUGGGCUGACUCUGAAGAUACAUUGGAGGAAUUACGCCGAAAAACAGCCGAGCAUUACUAUGAUUCACCAAAUAAGAAGAAACGGGUCGAAAUCCUGGAUGAAAUUAUGGAUGAUGUGGAAGGAAAAGAUUAAUUACUAUUUAUCCUUUUGAAAAGGUGUCCCAAGAAAUGGCUUAAUUUGUGCUGUGUAAGAUGCACAACCAUCAAAAAUGCAACGGGCGGCGUCAACAAAGAAAAGCACCAACGUUCAAGUUUUUUUUUUAAACACCUUGGGUCCCAUCAGCAAAUUGGAAGAAGUCAAAUGGCCUUUUUUUUUAAAUCUGAAAUGUUCUUUGGCUGUAUUUUGAGAAACUCUUAACUGCAAACAGCACAGCCUGCACAAACUCUGAUGGAUAUCAGUGACUGUUUGCAGUCUGGUCAUAAAUCAUAAUGCAUGAAUGGCACACUCUACAACCUAUUGAGCAACGUUUGUGAAAAGUAGCGGCAGUGUAAUCGAUUUUUGAACUCCCAUCUCAAACACAUGAUGAAAAACCGUUGUGCCAACUGGUUAUGUAUUCAUGGAAUACUAAAUAAACUUUAUGAGGUAAUUUGAAGCCUGACACAUAGUGACUGGAAGAUGAAAACUAAUAGCAGAAGAAAUCUACCAUGCGCAUGAAUAUCGUGCAGUUGUAUUGAUCCUGCUAUUGGAGAGAGGGAAUAGCACAACAUCUGUACAUCAGUCAUAAGCCCAAGAAUGUGGAUAGUCAGUGGUUUAUUGUUGAUUUUCAAGAUUAAUGGCAAAGAAUUUCACUGAAUUUCUAUUUUUGUAUGUUUUUUAAGUAUUGGCUGUGGGGGAGGGAGGGGAUUAUUCCUAAUGAGCCGUUCUAUUGUUAUGAGUUUGCAUUUAAAAUAUUGUACUAUCUGAUAUUUUCUGAACUAUUUUUUGUCUUAAAACUAAGCUCAGCUUUUGCGUAAACUCAGUAAAAGGAUGACAAUUUAUAUCAUGUGCGCCUUGAGUUCUGAAGUGUGUUGGUCACAUCAAACCUUUAAAUACUGAGGCUGAGGUAGUUUCAAACCUGGCAUUCACCGAAGAAUAAAGAAUUCAACACUACAAUGCGCUUAUAAUUGCACACCCAAUGCUAAUCUUAAAAAUUUCAACUGGAUUAUCCCACAUUCCUUUGAAAGAGUAUUUAUUUGGCUUUUGGGCAAAUCUCAUUUUAAAAAAAUUACUAGUUUCAUAAUUUGUGGUACUACAGGCAUGAAAGAGCAAUUACACCAGCAUAUUGCAAGCAUGUACAUUCAUAAUGGGUGCUAGGUCUGAGCUGAAGGCUGAAGUACGUGUUUCAUUAUUACGUAUGUGUAUGUGCACAUCGACACUGAAACGUUGCAUUCAGAGCCAUUAAUGUUGCAAGGUUCAGCACUUUAGACUUCAAGCUCAAUUGCUGAAUGCAAGCUUAAAAGUAAGAUACAUAAUUUACUGCUUAAGUUUAUUAUGUAACAUUUCAAGUGUUUCAUGCCACUGUUUGAUUAGAUUUUGGUUGCUGCUGUCCCCGCUGUACCUGGGCUGCUCCACUUAUGAUUCUUUAAUCUCACCUUGGAUCAUUUUUAUUAUUAUUUGAAAAGCUCCAUUGAAAUGGUGCACAAAAUCAUUUUUAUAAUAAAAUUUAAGACGUGAAUGU
Molecule: messenger RNA, 3355 nt
Organism: Amblyraja radiata (thorny skate)
Lineage: Eukaryota; Metazoa; Chordata; Chondrichthyes; Rajiformes; Rajidae
Gene: rbm19
Product: RNA binding motif protein 19
Exons: 18
Cellular component (GO): nucleolus
Molecular function (GO): mRNA binding
Source: RefSeq, a predicted model, not a curated record